AAGGAAGUUAAAAAAAAUGAUACUGCUUUUAUUGAAAACAAAAUUCGGAAAUAUUAUGAUACCAUACCUUCCACUAUUCGCUUUCAUCAAAGAAUUUUAAUAUCACGUGAUUCAACUAACAGUUCUCAUCAAACCUCCACUCCAUCCACUCUAAGACAGUAUGUUGGGUUUAUUGACACUACAACAAUACCACCAAAUGCCAAAUCACAACAUAUUGUAGCUGAAAAGAUCAAUUCAGCUGCAAAAAGCCUAGCUGAAUAUCAACGAAUGAAGGAGAUUGCUACAGAUGACUCAAUGAAAGUUUUAUUAUCAUCUAAGAUAAUUAAAGAACAAAAAAAUAUAUCAAUACAAAAUGCACAGCCAGAAUAUUUCAUUGGAACUUCAUCAACAAUCCAUAUAGUAGAUUUAGAAAGUAUCAUUUCGAAUGAAGAGUUUUCCACUACCCUAAAGAAAGAAGUCAAAGUUAGACCUAUUUGGAUUCUUCUUGUUGAUGGUGGACCCAAUGAAAACUCAAAGCAUAUGAAAAAUAUUAUUCAAUAUGCUCACCUUUUCCAUGCUCUUGAACUGAACUACUUGACGAUUUGUACUCAUACUCCAGAUCAAAGUGCGUAUAAUCUGGUCGAAUGCAGUAUGGCUUCUUUGUUCGCAAAACUUGCUGUUAUCACUCUACCUGUAGGGGAAUUCGGAUCACAUCUAAAUAGUCAAGAGAAAGUAGUAGAUGAAGUGUUAGCACAAUGA
This is a messenger RNA of Funneliformis geosporum, 738 nucleotides long. Lineage: Eukaryota; Fungi; Glomeromycota; Glomeromycetes; Glomerales; Glomeraceae. The record is from the annotation of a GenBank genome assembly.